Messenger RNA from Carica papaya (papaya), 561 nucleotides. Its product is annotated as germin-like protein 9-3. The record is from RefSeq and is a predicted model, not a curated record. NCBI's taxonomy places the organism in Eukaryota, Viridiplantae, Streptophyta, Magnoliopsida, Brassicales, Caricaceae. Gene Ontology annotation, molecular function: manganese ion binding.
AUGGCAGAUGAUCCACAUAUCACAUCCGACUUUCUUGUUCCAGAAAACUCAAAGGCAAUCAACAGCAGUUUCUUCACUCUCACGGCCAUGCGAACGCUUUUCAAGCCCAACCCACCUGCAACUUUCUCAGUAACAAAAGCAACCAUGGCCGAGUUCCCAGCCCUAAAGGGUCAAAGUGUCUCUUAUGCAGCUCUGGAAUUCCCAGCCGGCGGGUCGGUGGAUCCUCUACACGCUCACCCUCGCUCAGCGGAGCUCCUGUUUGUCGUCCAUGGCUGUGUUGAAGUAGGGUUUGUUGACACAAGAGGAAAGCUGUUAACACAGAAAGUUGAAGAGGGAGAUAUGUUUCUGUUUCCAAAGGGAGUGGUUCAUUUUGAGUAUAAUAUUGAGGAGGAGAUUCCUGCGUUUGCUGUGUCGGCAUUUGGCAGUGCGAGUCCGGGGACUGAGUGGGUUGAUGGCGGAUUGUUUGGUGCGGAGGUUGAGGAUGAGAUAUUGGCCAAGUCUUUUCAAACUGAUGUUGCAACCAUUCAGAAAAUCAAGCGAGGACUUGAAGCAAAGAAGUGA